AUGCCUCAGCUGGAGCCGGCCGGGGGCGGCGGCGGCGGCGGCGGCGACGACCUGGGCGCCCCGGACGAGCUCAUCCCCUUCCAGGACGAGGGCGACGAGCAGGACAAGGGCGCCGGGGGGCGCGGCUCGGCGCACGGCGACUUGGACGAGCUCAAGUCGUCGCUGGUCAACGAGUCGGAGAACCGGAGCGGCAGCGCCUCAGGCUCCGACUCGGAGGCGGAGAGGCCGCCUCAGCAACCCCGGGAAAGUUUCCAGAAGCCGCGGGACUCUCCAGCCGAAGUAAUCAGAAGACAGCAAGAUGGAGGCUUCUUUAAGGGACCUCCUUAUCCAAGCUACCCCUUCUUGAUGAUCCCAGAGCUGGGAAGCCCAUACCUGCCCAGUGGAACUUUGUCCCCAAGUGGUGCUCGCACAUAUCUGCAGGUGAAGUGGCCACUCCUUGAUGUACCAGCUGGAGCUACACUAAAAGAUGCAAGAUCUCCCUCUCCUGCACACUUAUCAAACAAAGUUCCUGUGGUGCAGCAUCCACAUCACAUGCACCCACUGACGCCACUCAUCACUUACAGUAAUGACCACUUCUCGCCAGGUUCACCACCUUCCCACCUCUCCCCAGAGAUUGACCCAAAGACAGGAAUUCCCCGACCACCUCACCCUUCAGAACUGUCUCCAUAUUACCCAUUGUCUCCUGGUACCAUUGGACAAAUUCCUCACCCCUUGGGGUGGCUUGUACCACAGCAAGGACAGCCUGUAUAUUCCAUUCCUCCAGGUGGGUUCAGACAUCCAUACCCUGCCUUGGCUAUGAAUGCCUCAAUGUCCAGCCUGAUGUCUAGCAGGUUUUCGCCUCACAUGGUUCCUCCUGCUGCUCAUGGACUUCAUCCCUCAGGAAUCCCACACCCCACUAUUGUAUCGCCUAUUGUUAAGCAAGAGCCCACCCAGCCAAGCCUGAGUCCUGAAGGGAACUCAAAAACACCUGUUAUUGUCAAGAAGGAGGAAGAGAAGAAACCCCACAUUAAAAAACCUCUGAAUGCGUUCAUGUUGUAUAUGAAGGAAAUGCGGGCCAAGGUGGUGGCAGAGUGUACACUGAAAGAGAGUGCAGCUAUCAACCAGAUCCUAGGAAGAAGGUGGCAUUCAUUGUCCCGUGAAGAGCAAGCCAAGUAUUAUGAGCUAGCCCGGAAGGAAAGACAACUUCAUUCUCAGCUCUACCCUACCUGGUCUGCACGAGAUAACUACGGCAAAAAAAAGAAGAGAAAAAGAGAGAAACAACCUCAGCCACAAAUCCAGGAAACAGGGAAUUCUGUGGCCUCAAAGAGUAAAAAACCUUGUGUGCCAUACCUGCCAGCUGAGAAAUCCUGUGACAGCCCUGCAUCCUCUCAUGGCAGCAUGUUGGAUUCUCCGGCCACCCCCUCCACAGCCUUGGCAUCACCUGCAGCUCCUGCUGCUACCCAUUCUGAACAGGCUCAGCCCCUCUCCCUAACUACCAAGCCUGAAGCCAGGGCCCAGCUGUCUCUACAUUCAGCUGCCUUCCUGUCCAGCAAGGCUGCCUCAUCUUCCUCUAGCUUGACUAGCCAAUCGUCACUCCUUUCCAGGCCCCUCCCAUUUACCUCCAUGCCUCCUACAGCUCUCCUGACCACGCAUCCUUCCUUUGCCGCAAUUCCGUCCCCUCAGGCUGCCUUGGCUAUGUUACAGGCUCAACCGCUUUCUUUGGUAACCAAACCAGCUGAAUGAGGAAGACUUCCCAUCCUGCCUCCCUGCUGAAACCGCAAUUGAGAUUACAAAGCAGAAAAGCCAUUUAUUGGUCAAUAUUUGACCCUUUCUGAACUCUUCCAUAAGGUGACUUUUGAGGAAGGAAGUGCUCUACUCUCAGAGUUGUUUUGAGUAGUCUGUCUAAAGACCAUUCUAUUUUAAAAAAAACAAAAACAAACAAAAAAACCCCAUUUUUUAAACAAAACUUUGAGCAGGAUGAAAACAAAAGGUGAGCCAAGUUUAGUGUUUCUGUCAGUGAGUGCCCCAUAGGCAUGCGGACUUGUACAGAUGGAUCAUCUCUCAGUGAUGUUUGCAUGUUUUGUUAUAUUGUUAUUUUUUGCUAUUCCCCAUUCCCUUGGACAAACAGUGUUUUAUUUUAUGCUAUGUACUCCAGCCAGCCUACGGAUCCAUCAUUUUGUAAAUGAUUUCUAACAUUUCCCGGAAGACACAAUACCACAGUGCCUCAAUGCCACAUUCAAACACUGCCCUUGCCUUGGGGAGGCCAAGAUAUUUUUCCUGUAAUCUGCAGUGAUCAUCCAGGAAAAUGGCAGGACAAUCCACCCUAUUUCCUUACAGAAUUAUUUUGUGUAGUGUGGAGUAGGGGAAAAGGCUUGGGGAAUUGCCUGUUACUUUAACGAAGGAAAAUAAACCUGCAUCUUAACUGUU
Molecule: messenger RNA, 2406 nt
Organism: Varanus komodoensis (Komodo dragon)
Lineage: Eukaryota; Metazoa; Chordata; Lepidosauria; Squamata; Varanidae
Gene: TCF7L1
Product: transcription factor 7 like 1
Exons: 12
Coding region: 1-1722 (573 amino acids)
Biological process (GO): regulation of transcription by RNA polymerase II; canonical Wnt signaling pathway
Cellular component (GO): beta-catenin-TCF complex
Molecular function (GO): RNA polymerase II cis-regulatory region sequence-specific DNA binding; DNA-binding transcription factor activity, RNA polymerase II-specific
Source: RefSeq, a predicted model, not a curated record